Molecule: messenger RNA, 1495 nt
Organism: Camelina sativa (false flax)
Lineage: Eukaryota; Viridiplantae; Streptophyta; Magnoliopsida; Brassicales; Brassicaceae
Source: RefSeq, a predicted model, not a curated record
UCUACGUACACUCCCACUUCUUCUCCUCAAAAUUCAUCAGACCCAUUUCUAUUCCGACUCCCAAAAAUGGCGAUUCGUCUUCCUGUGAUAUGUCUUCUUGGUUCAUUCAUGGUCAUUGCUAUUGCGGCUGAUUUAACACCGGAGCGUUAUUGGAGCACUGCUUUACCAAACACUCCCAUUCCUAACUCUCUCCAUAAUCUUUUGAAUCUCGACUUCACCGACGAGAAAAGCACCAACGUCCAAGUAGGUAAAGGCAGCGUAAACGUUAACGCCGGAAAAGGUAAGCCCAGCGGAGGAACUGCCGUGAACGUCGGAAAGGGAGGUGUACAUGUGGACACCGGCAAGGGUAAGCCUGGAGGAGGGACACACGUGAGCGUUAGCGGCGGAAAAGGUCACGGAGGUGGCGUUGGAGUCCACACUGGUAAACCCGGGAAGAGAACCGACGUAGGAGUCGGUAAAGGCGGUGUGACGGUGCGCACGCGCCAUAAGGGCAAGCCGGUUUACGUCGGUGUGAAACCAGGACCCAACCCUUUCGUGUAUAACUAUGCAGCGAAGGAGACUCAGCUCCACGAUGAUCCAAACGCGGCUAUCUUCUUCUUGGAGAAGGACUUGGUCCCCGGAAAAGCUAUGAACGUCCGGUUUAACGCGGAGGAUGGUUACGGAGGCAAAACGGCUUUCUUGCCACGUGGAGAGGCGGAAACGGUACCGUUUGGUUCGGAGAAGUUUUCGGAGACAUUGAACCGAUUCUCGGUGGAAGCUGGUUCGGAAGAAGCUGAGAUGAUGAAGAAGACGAUUGAGGAGUGUGAAGCUAAAAAGGUCGGUGGGGAGGAGAAGUAUUGUGCGACGUCUUUGGAGUCUAUGGUUGACUUUAGCGUCUCUAAACUUGGCAAAUCUCACAUCAGGGCUGUUUCCACUGAGGUGGCUAAGAAGAAUGCACCGAUGCAGAAGUACAAAAUCGCGGCGGCUGGAGUAAAGAAGUUGACUGACAACAACUCGGUAGUGUGUCACAAACAGAAGUACCCAUUCGCGGUGUUCUACUGCCACAAAACGAUGAUGACGAGCGUUUACGCGGUUCCACUCGAAGGAGAGAACGGGAUGCGAGCUAAAGCAGUUGCGGUGUGCCACAAGAACACCUCAGCCUGGAACCCAAACCACUUGGCCUUCAAAGUUCUUAACGUGAAGCCAGGGACCGUUCCGGUCUGCCACUUCCUCCCGGAGACCCAUGUUGUGUGGUUUGGCUACUAGAUAGAUUUGCCUUUCUAUCUUAUUGUGGGUUAUGUAUAAUAAAUUUUCAGAUAAUCUAUCUUUUGGUAUCUUUUGGCUAUGAAUAUAGAUACAUAUGCAUUUAGUAAUGCGUGGUUCCAAUAUAAGAGUGACGGCAUCUAUAUGUUCUUUUUUUUUAAACCUACGUAGCUGUCUUUUGUGGUCUGUUUCAGUGCUUCUUGUGGUUUUGCAAGAACGCUAUAAUAAAUUAGAGUUGAAAGGUUUCCAUUUC